Molecule: messenger RNA, 4759 nt
Organism: Lepisosteus oculatus (spotted gar)
Lineage: Eukaryota; Metazoa; Chordata; Actinopteri; Semionotiformes; Lepisosteidae
Gene: mgat5b
Product: alpha-1,6-mannosylglycoprotein 6-beta-N-acetylglucosaminyltransferase B
Biological process (GO): protein N-linked glycosylation
Cellular component (GO): Golgi apparatus
Molecular function (GO): alpha-1,6-mannosylglycoprotein 6-beta-N-acetylglucosaminyltransferase activity
Source: RefSeq, a predicted model, not a curated record
GCAGCGGCCGCCUGGUCCGCCGGUGCUUUCUCGAGUCGCCUGGUACGCGGCUGCUGUGCGGUAUGCGCAUCUGUCGAAGUGAUCCUCGCGGCGUGAUCGACAAGUUACAUGUAUUUCUGUCCAGAGUUGCUUCCGGAAAUGUAUCCAUAUAUAUAUAUAUCCAAAAAAGUUGCAGUGCAGGAUUAAUAGGCAUUCUGCAUUAUUGAACGCACCCACUCAUUGAAUUCGACUGCCACUAGUACGCAACCCUUUUAAAAUGGCAUGCAGAGUUCAAUGCAAUUGAUAUCUGAGCAUUUUUCACUGCGCCUGAUAAAAAGAGACUUCAGCUCUCCUGACACUUGAUCAGACAGCGGUACCUGGAAAACAAAGGAACGUGUGUGUGUAUAUAUUGUACAGUCUCCGUAGUUUCCAGUCAUCACGAUGUACUGUACAGCAGAGCCGAACGGGAACGUAACAAUGAAUUCGGUGUAACAAGCACGUCGAGCAGUAGAUGGCGCCGCAAAGACGAUUCAGUCUGAGCAUCAAUAAAUUGGACAUACCUCGCGAAUUCUCAGCCCUCCCGCGAGGAGCCGAAGCGGAUGUAUUUCAUUGAAGAGCCCGAAGCUUUCUGAACUGUGGCGAGACGCUCUCUGCGCUGCCUGGGCGCAAGACCGAGGGAGCCCGUGCUGUUACCUGACGCGGUCACAAGCUGGGAGAGAGCAGGGAUGUCCUAUCCCCCGGGAGUAACAAAUGGAUCCUGUUUCAACGUUCCCGCCUGGCAUCUCCUCUGUUUUGCUGGGAUAAGCAAGCCCGAGUUAGCGGUAGAGAGGCGCUCUGUCGUAAUUACUGUAAAGUGAACUGCGCAGGGUUGCCUGAUGGUUCAAAAGCAGAGCGGCAUGCCAUCGUCUACCAGCGAGCGAUUGUACACUUCAGUGAUACCACUGUGAACCUCAGGAAGCGCUGAGCUCCUAGCAAGUCUGGGAGAGUUGGGGUGGGAGGGGGGAAUCAUUGCCGUCGAAGUCAAACUUGUGGAUAUAAUUUGUAGCCCGGCUCUGGAGGUGCGUUAUAGUAGGAUUUUCUUCCAUCGCAGCCUGAACCAGCCCACUUCAGCUAGAAGCUCCGUGCGUCUUAGUCUCUCCGGCGAAGGACUGAAAUUCGGGUGUACGAUGUCCGAGCUCGGCUGCACGCUCGGCUUUUUGGGGAAAUGAUUGCUGUGAACACGGACGGUAAAAUAAUGGUGAGAAGAUGCCUGGUGACGUUCAAGCCGUUCAGGAUUUUCGUGGUUGGGAUUGGAUUCUUCAGUCUGUGCUUUUUAAUGACAUCCCUGGGGGGCCAAUUUUCAUCCAAGCGAUUGGGAGAUUCUCCAUUCACCAUCAGAACAGAAGUGCUGGGGGGUCCGGAGUCCCGCGGGGUCCUGAGGAAGAUUAGCGACAUGCUGGAGGUGGUGAUGAAGCGAGUAGACGCUCUGUCGAAGAUGGGCAACAUCAGCGACUCCAGGAGACUGGAUGAGCUGAGCUCUGCUAUUAACAGGUUCCAGCCUGCUGGGCUGGUCGAGCGCAUCCAGGCCAUCGCCCAGAACGUGUCGAACAUGGCCGAAAAGGUGGAACAGAUCCUGCAGCACAGCCUGACCGCUGGGAGAGUUAGAGAUGGAAUAACUGGCCAGUGUGAGAUUCCGAAAGAUCCCCGCUUCCCAGACUGCCCCAGUAAAGUGGAGUGGAUGCGUGCCCGUUGGACCUCUGACCCCUGCUACGCCUUCUAUGGGGUGGAUGGCUCGGACUGCUCAUUCCUCAUCUACCUCAGCGAGGUGGAGUGGUUCUGCCCCCGUCUGGCCUGGAGGAACCACACCAGCCCACCGACUUACAAACCCCAGGACAAGAGACAGGCGGCCUUCCGCACGGACAUCGCAGCCCUGUUGGAGCAGGUGGGCACUGGAAAAGAGUCCCUGAGCUUCAUGAAAAGGAGAAUCCGCAGGCUGGCAUCGCAGUGGGGCACGGCCGCCCACAGACUGGAUCACAAGCUCCGAAACCCAUGGAGACAGCAGAGGAAGAUCCUGGUGCACGUGGGCUUCCUGACAGAGGAGUCUGGGGACGUGUUCAGCCCCAAGGUCCUUAAGGGGGGUCCCCUGGGGGAGAUGGUGCAGUGGGCCGACAUACUGACGGCGCUCUAUGUCCUGGGACACAACCUGAAAAUCUCCAUCUCUGUCAAGGAGCUGCAGGGAUUUCUUGGAGUACCACCCGGUAGAGGAAGCUGCCCCCUCACGGGACCUUUGCCCUUUGACCUCAUCUACACCGACUACCAUGGCAUGCAGCAGAUGAAGCAGCACAUGGGUCUCUCGCUGAAGAAGCACAAGUGCCACAUUCGAGUGAUAGACACUUUUGGCACGGAGCCGGCCUAUAACCAUGAGGAAUACGCCACCCUCCAUGGGUACAGGACCAACUGGGGCUACUGGAACCUCAACUCCAAGCAGUACAUGACCAUGUUCCCCCACACCCCAGACAACUCCUUCAUGGGAUUCGUAUCAGAGGAGCUGAACGAGACGGAGAAAGCCGACAUUCAGAGGAACAAGGUCAACAACAUGGCAGUCGUGUAUGGCAAAGAGCCCAGCAUGUGGAAGCUUCAGGGGAAGGAAAAGUUCCUGCAGAUCCUGCACCGCCACAUGGAGAUCCACGGCACUGUGUACUACGAGGCACAGCGGCCCCCGGAGGUGCCCGCCUUCGUCAAGAACCACGGGCUGCUGCCACAGCAGGAGCUCCAGCAGCUCUUGCGCAAAGCUAAGCUCUUCAUUGGAUUUGGGUUCCCUUACGAAGGUCCCGCCCCUUUAGAGGCCAUAGCCAAUGGGUGCAUCUUCCUGCAGCCCAGGUUCCGCCCACCCCAUAGCUCCCUCAACCAUGAGUUCUUCAGAGGCAAGCCCACGUCCAGAGAGGUCUCCUCCCAGCAUCCCUAUGCGGAACAGUACAUCGGGAAGCCCCACGUCAUCACAGUGGAUUUCAACAACUCCCAGGAGUUUGACUCGGCCAUCCGAGAGAUCAUGAGGACGAAGGUGAAGCCCUACCUGCCCUACGAGUACACCUGUGAAGGCAUGCUGGAGCGCGUGCACGCCUACAUCCAGCACCAGGAUUUCUGUGCUCCCACGGUUCCAUUUACUCCAACAAAUUUCUCUAAGUCCUUGCCGGGGGUCAGACGCAGUCCCUUCCUCCUCCUGCCCGACGCGGCAGGGCUGGCCUGGGACCCCAACGUUACAGCGCCGCCCUCCUGGCCGCCCCUGAGCGCCCUGCGGUUGCUCGUGUCGGAGGAGGGGCAGUCCUGCACGGACAAGUGUCAGCGCCGGGGCCUGAUCUGCGAGCCAGCCUUCUUCAGGUUCAUCAACAACAAGGAAGCGCUGAGCCGGCUGGAGGUGCAGUGCGAGGGAGUCGAGUCGGAGAUGAACCACAUCUUCCCGGCAUUCUCCGUGAGCCGCCGGGAAUGCGGCCUGCAGAAGGAGCCGCUGCUGUUCAGCUGCGCGGGGCUCAACAGCAAAUACCGCCGCCUCUGCCCCUGCAGGGACUCCCGCAAGGGACAGGUGGCGCUCUGCAGGGACUGCUUAUGAUGCCCUCCUUCACCCCCCCGCCCCUCCCCCAGCACAGCUGAGACGUCCCGUCCCCGCCUGGAGGGACACAGGGUGGGUGGCCCUGCGCUAUUCGGUGGAGCUGGCGCAGUUUCGUUUUUAUUUCUAAAAGGGCGCAGCAGUGCGACUGGGUACCCGGCACCAUUUCAGUUCAGACUAAGGGAGAUUCUGAUAGUCCUGCACCACGCUGACCCUUCUGUAAACACUGUUUGGAUCUCUCUGACAAAAAAAUGGGAUAUCUCUCUGGACGGAGUUUGGUGGAGCUGCCAGACUCAUCCAGGACCUUAAAGCUGCGUCACCUGCAGACACUUCGGAGGAAACUGUACCUUUUCACCUUGGAUUAAAAGGCAGCUUUUCCCAAAACGUUGGACCCGGGGUUUCAAAUCCCUCUAAUUGUUUGGAGAAAGGAAAGCCCAGCCUGUUCUUCACUCAGGAAAGAGCAUUUUCAGAGGCAGAGCUGUCUGGAAAGGAGCCCUUCCUGGAGACUGGGAGACGCACUAAGAUGUCGUGUCGAAGCUUCGGAUUCAGAUGGACUGGGAUCAAACAAUCUGAUGAUGAUUUCAGACUCGGUGGCCUUUUUUUUCCAUCUGUACUUUUUUUUCUGAGCAUUUCAGUUAGGAAAGUUGCAUUCAUUUUUAACCUCAAGUGAUCAUUUUCUCCCACGACCUGUGCUUAUUUUCAGAUUAGGCUUUUUCUGUCAGCUGUCUACAGAAUCCCACUUGACAUGACUGUCCAGAGGCUUGGCUGGAGGAACAGUCUGGUUACAGAGUCACGACAAGAGUCUUCACGAUGAAUCGCCACUGCUUCAGUCAAAAAUAUCUCUGCCCCAGAAGCAAAAUGGGCUGUGGUUUGUGGUCAAGAAUUUAGGACUGUUCAGGAAUCCUGCCUGGAUCAUCGAACCCAAAGCAUACAAAGUUAACUGACAGUUGGUCCACCCCAUUCUCUCCUCCUGUGGGCUCUGUGAAAGACUGUUUACCUGGGGACAACUGGUAUUCGUAAUGUGAAGGGAGUGAGAUAUCCCAGUACCAGACUUGAGAGAGAACAAAGGUUAUUUUUGAAAAAGGAGACAUUGCAAAUGGCUCAGAGUGGAACUGAAGAUUUUUAAAGGGCCUGGGUUUGUAAAGAAAAAAAAAUGAAAAUCUAAAGAGAGUCUUUUAUUUACUUUUUUUGUGCUUC